AUGAUGCCUGUCCACGGUCCGUUGAUGACGCCAGACAUCCGCGAGGUUAGCAAUGCUCAGGUGACGACGAAGCGCCUGAAGGUUGAGCAACGCCUGAUCAGCCAGCGCCACGAGUUGCCAUACUUGGGCGCCUGGGACGCGGUAGCGCCCUUCAUUCGCCGCCUGCCGCCAACUCAGUUAUUCGCGACGAGUUCGCGUCUAUUGUACGGGCUUCGCGCAGGACGGCGGAAGAAAGUGGAGGGGGAGGGGCACGGCGUCGGUGGGGCCUGCGACAGACUCGCGACGCUGUCCACGACGACGCUGCAAGAAAAGCAUUUGCUUCCGAAUUGGAUCGCGCUACAAUUGGCAAUGGCCAACCGGUCGGAAGACGUCGGCAAACGCCGUGACUCACAAGGAUUCUCCCGUCACGCUUCUACGAUGUCCUCUGAACGCCUGUGCAGCUCACCAGCAAAGCACGAGGGACACGAUGCCUCGUUCUGCAUCGGGUGCACCGUGGUCGAUGGGCUGCGAUCCGCUGUGCACACAGGGGGGGACGACGAAAGGCGGGGGCGCUCGCUGCUCACGAUCGUUCGUGAUGGCAGAAAUCAGAUGCCUUGGCUCUCCGUCCGACCCAGUCCGAGCGCCGCUCCCGAACGGCUAUGUUGCGCGGCCCCUGCGCCUGUGUAA
Molecule: messenger RNA, 666 nt
Organism: Heterobasidion irregulare TC 32-1
Lineage: Eukaryota; Fungi; Basidiomycota; Agaricomycetes; Russulales; Bondarzewiaceae
Exons: 3
Coding region: 1-666 (221 amino acids)
Source: RefSeq, a predicted model, not a curated record